AUGGGACAGAACUUGAUCCUUAACGCUGCCGACCAUGGUUACACCGUUGUUGCUUUCAACCGGACUGUGUCCAAGGUUGACCACUUCCUCGAGAACGAGGCCAAGGGCAAGUCCAUCGUCGGAGCCAAGUCGCUCCAGGACCUGUGCGAGAAGCUGAAGUCUCCCCGAAGAAUCAUGCUCCUCGUCAAGGCUGGUUCGGCCGUUGAUGACUUCAUUGCCGCUCUCCUCCCCUUCCUCGACCAGGGCGAUAUCAUCAUCGACGGUGGUAACUCUCACUUCCCCGACAGCAACCGUCGCACCAGGGAGCUCGCCGCCAAGGGUAUCCGGUUCGUCGGCGCCGGUGUGUCUGGUGGUGAGGAGGGUGCCCGCUACGGCCCUUCGCUCAUGCCCGGCGGUAACGAGGAGGCAUGGCCCCACAUCAAGGACAUCUUCCAGAGCAUUGCCGCCAAAUCCGACGGCGAGCCCUGCUGCGACUGGGUUGGAGACGAGGGUGCUGGUCACUUCGUCAAGAUGGUCCACAACGGUAUUGAGUACGGUGAUAUGCAGUUGAUCUGCGAGGCCUACGACAUCAUGAAGCGCGGAUACGGCAUGAGCAACUCUGACAUCGGUGAUGUCUUCACCAAGUGGAACACCGGUGUUCUCGACUCGUUCCUGAUCGAGAUCACUCGUGACAUCAUGAAGUACAACGACCCCGCUGAUGGCGCUCCCCUCGUUGAGAAGAUCCUCGACAGCGCUGGCCAGAAGGGAACCGGAAAGUGGACUGCCAUCAACGCUCUGGACCUGGGUAUGCCCGUCACUCUGAUCGGAGAGGCUGUCUUCGCCCGAUGCCUGUCCUCCAUCAAGGAGGAGCGUGUCAGGGCUUCCAGCAUCUUGGAGGGACCUGAAAUUCCCGCAUUCACUGGUGACAGGGAGGCUGCCAUUGCCGACCUCGAACAGGCUCUCUACGCUUCCAAGAUCAUUUCGUACGCUCAGGGCUUUAUGCUGAUUCGUGAGGCUGCCAAGGAGUACAAGUGGAAGCUCAACAACCCCGCCAUCGCCCUCAUGUGGCGCGGUGGAUGCAUCAUCCGCUCGGUCUUCCUUGCCGACAUCACCAAGGCUUACCGUGCCGAGCCCGAUCUUGAGAACCUGCUGUUCAACGACUUUUUCAAGACUGCCAUCCACAACGCCCAGGCCGGAUGGAGGCGUGCCGUCAGCAAGGGUGUUGAGUUCGGUAUCCCGACGCCGGCGUUCUCGACCGCCUUGUCGUUCUACGACGGUUACAGGACCAAGAACCUGCCCGCCAACCUGCUCCAGGCCCAGCGUGAUUACUUUGGUGCCCACACUUUCCACGUGAAGCCCGAGAACGCCUCUGAGUCGCUGCCUGCUGGUGAGAACAUCCACAUCAACUGGACCGGAAGGGGAGGAAACGUUUCGGCCAGCACCUACCUCGCAUAAGGGAAAAAUAAUUAAUUUCAGUUCCCUUUGUAUUUCUUGCAUGGCUUGUUCUUUUUUUCAUCUUCCUUUAUGU
Messenger RNA from Tricharina praecox, 1507 nucleotides. RefSeq names its product 6-phosphogluconate dehydrogenase. Gene Ontology annotation, cellular component: cytosol. The coding region runs from base 1 to 1434 and encodes 477 amino acids. The transcript is spliced from 7 exons. The record is from RefSeq and is a predicted model, not a curated record. Gene Ontology annotation, molecular function: phosphogluconate dehydrogenase (decarboxylating) activity; NADP binding. Gene Ontology annotation, biological process: pentose-phosphate shunt; pentose-phosphate shunt, oxidative branch. NCBI's taxonomy places the organism in Eukaryota, Fungi, Ascomycota, Pezizomycetes, Pezizales, Pyronemataceae.